Messenger RNA from Gloeophyllum trabeum ATCC 11539, 384 nucleotides. Its product is annotated as SET domain-containing protein. Gene Ontology annotation, molecular function: protein binding. Lineage: Eukaryota; Fungi; Basidiomycota; Agaricomycetes; Gloeophyllales; Gloeophyllaceae. The record is from RefSeq and is a predicted model, not a curated record. The transcript is spliced from 4 exons. The annotation marks the transcript as partial.
UACAACAAAUUCGGCAGAACAUACCUUUUUGAUAUCGAUUUCUGGUACAUACGGAAGGAAGUCGAAGACUGGGAAGUCACGUAUACGGUAGACGCCUACCAUGCUGGGAAUUUCACGCGAUUUUUGAACCAUAGCUGCGAUCCAAACUGCUCUCUGGUCCCUUGCUACAUCAACGAGGGAAAUAUUGAAAAGCCUCUGCUGACAGUUUUUACCCGAAGAGACGUUGAAGCAUACGAAGAAUUGUGUUUUUCCUACACUGGGCCUCCUGAUGAAGAUGAGGUACUGCAGGAAGAGGCAACGGGCCCUUCGAUGCCGGACCAUGACGAUGCGAUCUAUGUCCCGUGCAAAUGUGGUGCCCGGAACUGCAAAGGCAGAAUGUUUUAG